Molecule: messenger RNA, 1036 nt
Organism: Paramecium sonneborni
Lineage: Eukaryota; Ciliophora; Oligohymenophorea; Peniculida; Parameciidae
Source: the annotation of a GenBank genome assembly
AUGAAGAAUAUAUAAGGAGUAAAUCUUGAAUGUGUAAUCAUUUAAGGUUUUAAUUAUCUCAUAACAAAAUAAUUAAGCAAAAGUGAUUCUGAAAUAAUAUAUAAAGGAUAAAACUCCUAAACUUAAAAGUAAGUAUUAAUCAAAGUAAUUAAUAUUACAAAUUAAAAACAAAUACAAAACUAUCUGCUAUUGGCUUAAAAAAAAUGCAAAAAUGUCAUGAACAUUGUUAAUAUUGAAUAAAAAGGCGAAUUAAUAUUUUUGGCAAUGGAAUUCAGUGAAAAAUGCCUGAUGACUGAAUAAUCAGAAUAAAUUAAGAAAAAUGAAAGAUAUAUUAUAAAAUAAAUAGCAAAUGGGCUGUUGGAGUUACACACUUUGGGUAUUUCACAUUAAAAAAUUUCUUUAAAGAAUAUUGCAAUUGAAACAUUAAAAGAUUAAUAAAAUAAUAAUAAUUAAUAGGUUUAUAAGAUAUGCGAUUAUGGCGAUUUACUAGAUGAAAUCAAUUUAGAUGAUUUUUAUGCAGGAACAAAUUAUUAAGCUCCAGAAUAAAUUUAUAAUGAAUCUAUUCUUACAUAUCAAAAUAAAGUAGAUAUUUGGGCUUUUGGAAUUAUUUGCUAUUAAUUAUUUAAUACUAAAGAAUCAUAUCAACCAAGUAUUUAAUUAUAGAUUUAUUAGAGAAGCCAACGAUUAAGAAGAAAUUAACUAAAAAAUAAAAGCUCUUAAUUGUGAUCCUAAUUUUAAGAAUUUAUUUAUAUAAAUGCUUUAAAUUAAUCCAGAGUAAAGAUAUAAUAUCCAAUAAGUGUUAAAUGAACUUAAAGUUAAAUCUCAAAUUUAAUAUAAAAAACAAUUUAGAUACAAAAGUAUUACGUAAGGGAAUUAAAAUCAUCCAAAAACAGAAUUCUUUAGAGUUUAGUAUAUAUCACUAUCAGGAAUAAAUUUAUAAUCAAGAAAUGAUUUCAAUAAAAACUAAACCUAAUUUGUUAGCAAUUUUAAUUACGCUUUUUCUUAAGAAUAAAUAAAAAAAUUAAAUAAUAGUUGA